UUAAUGCUGUGCUGCACUCUGAUUGGUCCGCUGCCUUUACGCUGUGUGGCGCCUGCUUUGUUGGAUUGAUCCAUGCUAACACAUUUUUCUUUGUUGUGAUAAAUCGCUCAGCGGUCGCGAUUCUUUUGGAAUAACCUUUAUAGAGAAAGCCACCUUUAGGAUAAUAUAGAGGAUGAGUGGCGGCGUGUAUGGAGGCGAUGAGGUGGGAGCUCUGGUGUUUGACAUCGGCUCGUACUCUGUUAGAGCUGGCUACGCAGGAGAAGACUGUCCCAAGGCUGACUUCCCCACGGUGAUAGGCGUGACCCUCGACCGAGAGGAUGGCAGCACACCCAUGGAGACGGAUGGUGAAAAGACCAAACAGAGCGGCACGACCUAUUACAUUGAUACCAACCAGCUCAGGGUACCCAGAGAGAGCAUGGAGGUCAUGUCUCCACUCAAGAACGGCAUGAUUGAGGACUGGGACAGUUUCCAGGCCAUUUUGGAUCACACCUACAAGAUGCACUUCAAGUCUGAACCCAGCCUGCAUCCAGUGCUCAUGUCAGAAGCAUCAUGGAACACUCGAGCAAAACGAGAGAAACUAACAGAGCUGAUGUUUGAACAUUACAACAUUCCUGCCUUCUUCCUCUGCAAAUCUGCUGUGCUAUCUGCUUUUGCCAAUGGGCGCUCUACAGGCUUGGUCCUGGACAGUGGAGCCACACACACCACAGCUAUUCCAGUGCAUGACGGCUACGUCCUGCAGCAAGGAAUUGUCAAAUCUCCUCUGGCUGGAGACUUCAUGAGUAUGCAGUGCAGAGAGCUCUUUCAAGAAUUGAGCGUUGAAAUUAUCCCCCCUUACAUGAUUGCCUCUAAGCGUCGCCAUGAUGUAUGUUUGUCAUCACAGGACGGAGUCCGGGAGGGAUCCCCGGCCAGCUGGAAGAAGAAGGAGAAACUACCUCAAGUCACCCGCUCAUGGCACAACUACAUGUGCAAUUGUGUGAUCCAGGACUUCCAGGCUUCAGUACUGCAGGUGUCAGACUCUCCAUAUGAUGAACAGGUUGCUGCGCAGAUGCCCACAGUCCACUAUGAGCUGCCCAACGGCUACAACUGUGACUUUGGAGCUGAGAGGCUGAAGAUCCCAGAAGGGCUGUUUGACCCCUCUAAUGCCAAGGGCUUGUCAGGAAAUACAAUGUUGGGAGUUGGCCAUGUGGUGACGACCAGCGUGGGAAUGUGUGACAUUGACAUCCGGCCGGGUCUGUAUGGUAGUGUUGUGGUGACUGGAGGUAACACACUCAUUCAGGGCUUCACAGACCGACUGAACAGAGAACUCUCUCAGAAGACCCCCCCUAGCAUGAGGCUGAAGUUGAUUGCCAACAACACGACGGUGGAGCGCCGGUUCAGUGCCUGGAUAGGAGGCUCAAUCCUGGCAUCACUCGGGACCUUCCAGCAGAUGUGGAUCUCCAAACAGGAGUACGAAGAGGGAGGAAAGCAGUGUGUCGACAGGAAGUGUCCUUGAUUUUACACCUAACCCUCUGCAUCAGUCUUUGCCAACAGCUCAACAUCAUGAGUCAUUCACCUCUGACCCUGGACUCAGGAACGCCUACUGAUGAUGAUUACUCUUGUUUUGUAUGAUUUGUUUUUUGUUUAUUUUUUAAUUGUUCAUACUCUGCCUGUCUGGGACGUCUUGUGAAAAUCAGACACGCACAUCAACGAAGUAAACACUGUCAUGAUGAUGAAAGGUGGUUUUAGUUCACUCAACAGUCUGUCUGUUGCCUUAUUUUUUUAGAUUGUUGGUGGUAUGUCGGGUCAUUGCAUCUUUAAAGAAGUCAGUUACUUUCAGGACUUGAGGUGUGAUCUUACAGCCUACCAUUCAUGUGUGUUUUUCCAAAUUAAGAUAUUCCCUUACAUUGUCUAAAGGCCGUGAAACAACUGCGUUUGGGUAAUCUGGUGUUUUUUAUCCCAUGGAAAACAAAAGAAACACAAAACUUACUUGAUGCAAGAUUCUGCAGAAAACUGUCAACAAAUUUGGACAAUCCAUAUUUGGUAAAAACAACCUUACAGCUUGAGGUGAAUGUCUUUUCUCCAUUAGCCUCUUUUUUGUGUAGUUAAGUCAUUGGCAAAGGCCUGUCAGUUCUGGCCUGUGCUCAUGGGUGUCAGCCCAUAUUAACCUGUAUUUAAUUUUCACUUUUGCUUGUUAUUGGCUACAUGUGGUAUUUUAAAAAUAAAAUCAUUUUUGGUAUAUGAUGA
This is a messenger RNA of Notolabrus celidotus (New Zealand spotty), 2223 nucleotides long. It is a transcript of the gene actl6a, whose product is annotated as actin-like 6A. Gene Ontology annotation, cellular component: NuA4 histone acetyltransferase complex; SWI/SNF complex. Gene Ontology annotation, biological process: regulation of transcription by RNA polymerase II; nervous system development. The transcript has 14 exons. The record is from RefSeq and is a predicted model, not a curated record. Lineage: Eukaryota; Metazoa; Chordata; Actinopteri; Labriformes; Labridae. Gene Ontology annotation, molecular function: chromatin binding. The coding region runs from base 173 to 1492 and encodes 439 amino acids.